UGUUCUGUCAUGUGCAUUAUUAGGAGAUACUACAUGUAGCUAGCUAGCAUUCCCAACACAAGUUUUGAAGCCACGAGACAGAGUGAGAGCCAAGAUCAGAAGUCCUGGAGAUCCAUCCAAUCUAUCUAUCUAUCUAUCUAUCAUCACCCAAGAAGAUGAAGUACACAUCGACUCGAGAUGCUUCUAUUGUUUGCAGCUUUGAAGAAGCCAUUUGUUCCGGUUACGCUCCCGAUGGUGGCUUGUUUGUCCCCGCGUCGUUGCCGCACGUGGACGCUGGUACACUGGAGUCUUGGUCGGGUCUCACGUAUCCACAAUUGGCGUUUGCCGUCUUGCGACUCUUUAUCGCCUCGGAAGAAAUCGACAAUGAUGCCUUGGAGGCCAUCUGUCACGCAUCCCUUCGAGGAUUUACCAAUCCGGAUCAUGCCGUGCCACUCCGAUUCGUAGGAGGCAUGUACGUGGUGGAACUGUUUCACGGAGCCACAUUUUGUUUUAAAGAUCUCGGAUUGAGUGCCGUCAUCCAAUUGCUGUCGUUUUUUGCCACUCGUCGCAAAACUCCAACAACAUUGCUCGUCGCUACCACGGGAGAUACGGGCCCGGCUGCCGUCCAAGCCGUCUCGGAUGCUCACAAUCCACUCUUGACAUUGUUGGUGCACUAUCCAAAGGGACAAAUAUCGGACUUUCAACGCAAACAAUUGACCACAGUUCAAUCACCGUAUGUUGCCGUGGCGGCAUUUGAAGGAAGUGGAGAUGACAUGGAUCGACCCAUCAAGAAUUUACUGCAGAAACUCCAAACGAAGGAACGGCGAUUGACCGGAGUGAAUUCCUACAAUAUUGGUCGUCCUCUCAUGCAAAUGGUACACUAUAUAUGGGCCUACUUGAGAGUGAUGGAAACGUUAAAGGAAAAGCCAGGGAACCCCGACAUGACUGUCAAUGUGGUACUGCCCACAGGUGCCAUGGGAAACAUGGUGGGAGGAUACAUGGCCAAGCAAAUGGGGAUUCCACUGGGACUCUGCAUCAGCGGGGUCAACGUUAACGAUAUCACCGAUCGUGUCACACGGACAGGACAAUUCCACAAGAGUGCAGCCAUGGAAAGGACCCUCUCCGAGGCCAUCAAUAUUCAAUUGCCCUACAAUUUUGAACGACUUUUGUUUUACUUGUCGGGCGACCAUGCUAGAAUCAAAGAAUGGAUGACAACCGUGGAUUUGACGAGCAAGAAUGAUUUGCCACCCGAUUGGUUGCAACUGCUCCAACAAGAGUUUCAGAGUGAACGAAUCACGGACGAGGAAAUGUGUGCCAUGACACGACAAGUGAGAGACGACUUUUCCUACAUUAUCGAUCCGCACACGGCAGUCGCCUUUUGUGCGGCCAAGAGACGGGGAUACUAUUGCAGCAACAACAAUAGUGACAGCAACAGUGCGGCAAACAACAACACACCAGUGAUUCUGUUGUCCACGGCAUCUCCGUGCAAGUUUCAAGAGGCUGUCACCGUCGCAAUCGGCAAGGAAGGAUGGGAUCGAUACUACGAGAGUGAAUUCCCUGCUCGUGGUAAGGCACUGAUGCAACUGGAAGAGGUAGAGCCUGUGUUGUACAAGGCUCAAGGAAGUGGCGGUGACGACGCAUUGCAAAAGUCUCAGGAUGCGUGGGAGAGACAAUCCCUGGAUAUCAUAAAGGGCCUAGUAGCAGGCAAGGCGGAUCCAUGAGUUGUGCUCUUGUUCAAGGGCACAUCUGGAGACGGCAUAGCUAGUUCUGGCUAGAAGUGAUAGAGUUCACAACAUACAAACUUUUCUAGGGACUAAACAAUGAUGGGCAUCCACUUUGGCUUUGCAUCCAAUUCACUAGGCCCGCUAUUGAGGAUUUCAAAGUAACCACCAGCAGCUGUGCUGAAGAGCAAGUGGCUGCAUUUGCAUGGGCAAGUGUUCUCAAUAACCCACUUUAGAGGCAGCAUCCUACGGACAACCAUUCCAGAAUUUCAAAAUGCCAACCCUCUACAGAAGUCAGCGGGGGGUCGGGGGAAUGCUUAGGCGAAGAAGAGGCAGAGCUUGCUAGUUUCAAAGCAUCAAGAUAAAGAUUGGAGCAGCUCUCCGUCUCCCCCUCUUCCGCGGCGCGAUGAAAAACUGCACGGUGCACGUGCUUUUCCUCUUCCCUUGAUCAUUAAAAGAUCACGGGUAAGAUAUCAAAACAACAAACAACUGCUUGAGUAUCAAUUGCCAGGACGAGAACCCGCGCACCUUCUGAUAAGGCAGCUAAAAUCGGUUUGAAAGUUCUUCUGCUGUUCAAGACGUCCGGCUAGCUAGCAAGGGAACGAAUGAGUGCCAGUCGCUGUAGCUAAAACGUUCCCUAAAAUAUCGAAUAUAUGUGCGACGGGAUACAGCUUACAAUUCAGCUUUACAGCUUUACAAUUAGCAGGCUUAUUCUAGAAAAUAAUCAAUAACUGCUCACUUAUUUG
This is a messenger RNA of Seminavis robusta, 2446 nucleotides long. Lineage: Eukaryota; Bacillariophyta; Bacillariophyceae; Naviculales; Naviculaceae. The record is from the annotation of a GenBank genome assembly.